AUGUAUCUUCUGCCAACCUUCACCGUCUGGGUGACCGCACGACAAGUACUCCCUUUUGCUAAUGUGCUCUGCAUGCAACACCAUUGUCUGCUAGCGCUAUCACCCCAUUGUUUGGAUGAGUACAAGACCGCGACUCGAACUGGGUUUCACACGUUGGACAUAGCUUUCAUGUCGCUAGCAGCGUCUCCCCCAACACCCUCCAACGAGAAGCAAGAAAUACCGCCGUAUAAUCCUAAACUGACGUUGGAAUAUAUGCGACACAACCAUCCGUUCGAAGAACUCCCUACCGAAUACUACCAUUGUGCACGCCAAAUGAAGGGGGAUCCUCUAACUCUCCCACGCUUCGUCUACGGCUUUGAAUUCCACUUCGUUGACCUUGGCCUCAACCUUGCGCCCACUCUCACGCGAUGCAGGCCAAAAUUCCUAUUCGCACACUGCGCGACAAGACCAAGUAUCGCCCGAUCUCCGCUAUCCUGA
Molecule: messenger RNA, 477 nt
Organism: Mycena indigotica
Lineage: Eukaryota; Fungi; Basidiomycota; Agaricomycetes; Agaricales; Mycenaceae
Exons: 2
Coding region: 1-477 (158 amino acids)
Source: RefSeq, a predicted model, not a curated record